CUUCUCUUACACUCAUACUCACAAUCCAAUAUUUCAAUUUUUCCAAGCCAUUUUCUUGGUGGUGAAGAGGUCAUGGGGUUCACGUCACCGGUUAAGAUACUCGUCGGGAUUCCUUCCGACGACAUUGACGAGAGCAAGAAGCUUCUUUCUUGGGCAAUCACAGUUCUAGCUCAUCAACAUGAUUGCAUUGUUGCUACUCAUGUUCUUGUCAGCGACGAUACAAAGAAGCGUGGAUCGACAAACAUGACAAUGAAAAUUCAAUCGCAGCUUCGUCGAGCAAAAGCCUACGUCAUAUCGAUUCUCGGAGAGUUCGCCAAUAUUAGCCAAUCCAAGCAGGUAAAUUUGGAAGCCAGAGUCGGUUUUAACUCGAGCAUUGGCAGAGGUUUGACUGAAGAAGCGAAGUCGAUUUCAGCCGACCUCCUCGUUCUUCGUGGUGCGAGAAACAAGUCAAACAGAACCCCCAGCAUCGCAAGGUAUUGUUUUGAGAAUGUUCCUGAGAAAUGUACUCUGGUCUUCUUGGGAAAGCAAGAACAGUUGAAGCAAAAUUUGGAUUCUGAUUCUGAUUCUCUUCCAUCUAAAGGAGAAGAAAAAUGCGAGGGAGAUGUUUUCAGAGCUCAAAAGGCAGAGAACAAUAGGGUUCCGCCACUCGUGGUGGCAGACGAUGAGGUCGAAGCUUCCGGUGACUCCAUUUCAAACACCACCACGGAGGACGACUCCUCCACGUCAGGCGACUGCAGCACCAUCGGCUCUCCUCCGCCACUCAUUUCCCCUUUCAAAUCCCAAUCCGGUGACCGACGACAGCGACUGUCGCCAUGUAAAUUGAUAUCAUCGUUUAUUGGGUCGCCUUUUCGGAAGAGAAAUUGUAGCUUUUCUGAGAAGCAAUCGGCUCAGCCUCUGUUGAGAUGUUUCAGCUAUGAGGAGAUUUUGAAUGCUACAAAUAAUUUCCAUCCAGAUAACAUGGUAGGGCAAGGGGGGUAUUCAGAAGUUUACAAAGGAGAACUAUGUGAUGGAAAGAUGAUUGCUGUGAAGAGACUAACAAAAGACAACAAAGAUGGUAACAAGGAGAAGGAAUUUCUUAUGGAACUUGGAAUAAUUGGUCAUGUCUUUCAUCCAAACACAGCUUCUUUGGUUGGUUGUUGCAUUGAAAAUGGCCUUUAUCUCAUCUUCAACUUCUCUCAAAAUGGAAACCUUUCUUCUGCAUUGCAUGGGAAAACAAGCAAAAUUUUGGAAUGGUCAGUGAGAUACAAGAUUGCUGUGGGAAUUGCAAGAGGUUUGCACUAUCUUCAUGAAUGUUGCAAACAUCGCAUAAUCCAUAGAGAUAUCAAAGCGUCUAAUGUUCUUCUUAGCCCUGAUUAUGAACCCCAGAUAACAGACUUUGGGCUAGCAAAAUGGCUUCCAAACAAAUGGACACACCAUGCAGGCACAUUUGGGUACUUAGCACCAGAAUAUUUCAUGCAUGGUUUAGUUGAUGAAAAAACUGAUGUUUUUGCAUUUGGAGUUCUUCUUUUGGAGAUUGUCACUGGUAGAAGGCCUGUUGAUUCAUCCAAACAAAGCCUUCUCUUGUGGGCAAAGCCUCUUAUGGAGUCAGGCGAGAUCGGGCAGCUGGCCGACCCGAGGCUCAAAUGCUACGAUGCCAAGGAGUUGCAAAGAGUCGUGUUGGCUGCUUCUUGCUGCGUUCGACAGUCCUCGGUUGAGCGACCGUCGAUGAGCGAGGUAUUGGAUGUGCUAAAUAAAGGCCAUGAUUCAGAGAUUGCAAAGAGCUUGAGAGCCCCAAAGUUCACCUCUGAUGAUGAUAAUGAACUGGAUGAUUAUUCCAUGAUAUUUGGAUAUGAAGUUCCAAUAGACAUACUUCUUGAGGAUUAUUUAUGAGAUUAUUUAAUAUAUAUAUAUAUAUAUAUAUUAUUGGAAGUGAGAGUUUAAAAUUUUAGCAUUUCAGAAUCUUGUAUUAUUUUAUUCCUCCAAAUUAAGCCUUUAUUUAUGAAGCUUAUUUUUGUUAAA
This is a messenger RNA of Benincasa hispida (wax gourd), 1998 nucleotides long. Its product is annotated as Protein kinase superfamily protein. The record is from RefSeq and is a predicted model, not a curated record. Gene Ontology annotation, molecular function: protein kinase activity; ATP binding. Gene Ontology annotation, biological process: protein phosphorylation. Lineage: Eukaryota; Viridiplantae; Streptophyta; Magnoliopsida; Cucurbitales; Cucurbitaceae.